Strongylocentrotus purpuratus (purple sea urchin) is the source of this 1478-nucleotide messenger RNA. RefSeq lists its product as uncharacterized. The coding region runs from base 369 to 1478 and encodes 369 amino acids. Gene Ontology annotation, cellular component: plasma membrane. The transcript is spliced from 7 exons. NCBI's taxonomy places the organism in Eukaryota, Metazoa, Echinodermata, Echinoidea, Camarodonta, Strongylocentrotidae. Gene Ontology annotation, molecular function: protein binding. The record is from RefSeq and is a predicted model, not a curated record.
UUCCUUGUUCGAGAUCAAACAGAAACGUGUCACGGACUGUCGUAUGUGAUGGACUUUACCAAUGCGAUCGUUACGAGGACGAAUUAGUAUGCGAUAACUCAGCACCAUUUCUUCAGGAAGGCGAAUCACAUUUCAUCUCCUUACCAACCACCAGGACAACACGAUUUUAUAACGCAACCUUGCUUCAAACAAACGCUACUAAUGGAUUUCAAAUUGUGUUCCAGUCUUUGAAUCUCAUCAAUGGCUAUGCUUAUGCUAAGUUCGAAAUAGGGACUGGUAACGAUCCGUCUGACAUACAGUCUGUAAUAUUAACUAUCCAUGGACCUAGAAACACUGCUCCUGAUGAUGUCUAUGUAGAUACCAAUGAGAUGUGGAUUGCUGCCAUAGGAGCAAAGAGUAACUCUUGGCUUCAAAUGGACGUGCGGAUAUUUUCUAAUGACUUAUCAACCGUGUUUCCUUGUUCGAGAUCAAACAGAAACGUGUCACGGACUGUCGUAUGUGAUGGACUUUACCAAUGCGAUCGUUACGAGGACGAAUUAGUAUGCGAUAACUCAGCACCAUUUCUUCAGGAAGGCGAAUCACAUUUCAUCUCCUUACCAACCACCACAACAACACGAUUUUAUGACGCAACCUUGUUACAAACAAACGCUACGAAUGGAUUUCAAGUUGUGUUCCAGUCUUUGAAUCUCUACUAUGCUGAUAAGAUCGAAAUAGGGACUGGUAACGAUCCGUCUGACAUACAGUCUGUCAUCACAACUUUCUAUGGAUAUAGAACCACCGCUCCCGAUGAUGUCUAUGUUAAUACCAAUGAGAUGUGGUUUGCUACCAUAGGAGCAAUAAAGAGCUCUAGACUUCAAAUGGUCGUUGAAAUAUUUUCUAAUGACUUAUCAACCGUGUUUCCUUGUUCGAGAUCCAACAGAAACGUGUCACGGGCUGUCGUGUGCGAUGGACUUUAUCAAUGCGAUCGUUACGAGGACGAAUUAGUAUGCGAUAACUCAGCACCAUUUCUUCAGGAAGGCGAAUCACAUUUCAUCUCCUUACCAACCACCACGACAACACGAUUUUAUGACGGAACCUUGCUACAAACAAACGCUACGAAUGGAUUUCAAGUUGUGUUCCAGUCUUUGAAUCUCUACUAUGCUGAUGAUAAGAUCGAAAUAGGGACUGGUAACGAUCCGUCUGACAUACAGUCUGUCAUCACAACUUUCUAUGGACAUAGAACCACCGCUCCCGAUGAUGUCUAUGUUAAUACCAAUGAGAUGUGGUUUGCUGCCAUAGGAGCAAUACAGAGCGCUAGACUUCAAAUGGACGUUGAAAUAUUUUCUAAUGACUUAUCAACCGUAUUUGCGUGUUCGAAAUCCAACAUCAACGUGUCACGGGCUGUCGUGUGCGAUGGACUUUACCAAUGCGAUCGUUACGAGGACGAAGUACCAUGCGGUAAGUCCAAGGAAAAAGGAUAUUGGGUACUGCGCUCCUAA